AUGUGCAAAACCCUAUGUGGCACACAGUUUUUACUGGCCAACUUUGUCCUGUGUCUGAACUUCAGCGAUGUAACUGCAAAAAGAAUCUGUGAACGUAUUGAAAUGUUUGCGAGAAACUUCAUGGAAAAAAACAAGCUGAAUGAUGUAUAUGAUGUGUUCAAAUAUCUUUACAACAAGUACAGUGAUGACCCAUAUCUCAGCAACAUAAAAAAUCAGUCAUUCACCAUGAUCACAUGGGGAUUUGGUGAAAUUGAAGUGGUUAAAACCAAAUGUAGAAGGAUUGAGAUUGACUUCUACAAAUGUAAUUUCGAGAGGGAAUCCUAUUACCGGACUCCUGGAGAAAAAAUGUACUAUAUAACAUUGCCUGGAAGUGUCAGAUGCAGGAAGCUCCUAUCUAAACUGGUCAACUGUCCCUUCGAAGAACAAACAGAACAGCUGAAGGUAUGA
This is a messenger RNA of Rattus norvegicus (Norway rat), 447 nucleotides long. RefSeq names its product cystatin 2 like (gene Cst2l). The record is from RefSeq and is a predicted model, not a curated record. NCBI's taxonomy places the organism in Eukaryota, Metazoa, Chordata, Mammalia, Rodentia, Muridae.